Messenger RNA from Parnassius apollo (apollo), 540 nucleotides. The record is from the annotation of a GenBank genome assembly. Lineage: Eukaryota; Metazoa; Arthropoda; Insecta; Lepidoptera; Papilionidae.
AUGGAUAAAAGAAGGAAGAAAGAGACCUUCAGGUGCAAAUAUUCGCGAGCAAAAAAAACUGAGACUACAAGAAAGGGAAAAAUCGCUGGAUGUUUAAAGCACUUCUUGCAAAACAAUGAAGAUUCCACGGAGACUAUCGAUGCGACCGAAUCUCAAGAUUCUAAAUCCGUAAUAUCAGUAACCAUGAGUGGACCAUCUGAAAUUUCAACAGAGGCGACUACGGUAACAUCAGGUCCUGCAACAAGUGGCGGCGGUUGUAUCAGCAAAACAGCUUCUACUGAUGCAGAGCCCAAUGAAGCGAUGACACCGUCUACAGUACUUGAACAAUCCACUUCGGGUAGUUCAGCUUGUGUAAGAAGUUCGGUAAUGUCAGCUAACGAAAUACCUGCUGCAAGUGACACUUUCAAAGAAGGCUUUAAUAAAGCUAGCGUCGAUAUAAUUGCAUCCGACCCCGGUUUGUGGCCCGAAAUAUUCACCAAUGAGAUAGCUAGAAUAUUGGUUAAAUGUGGUCCGCCCUUGAUAGAUAUCAGUUUUAUCUGA